Molecule: messenger RNA, 1597 nt
Organism: Eurytemora carolleeae
Lineage: Eukaryota; Metazoa; Arthropoda; Copepoda; Calanoida; Temoridae
Product: carboxypeptidase D
Exons: 11
Coding region: 135-1457 (440 amino acids)
Biological process (GO): proteolysis
Molecular function (GO): metallocarboxypeptidase activity; zinc ion binding
Source: RefSeq, a predicted model, not a curated record
GUACAUCUUUCUCAGUCGUGUGAACUCUCUCCUCCUGCUCAGUCGUUACCAAGGGUUUCUCCAGUAUAGUUUAGUGUAUCCGGAGAUAUUGAACCAACCUGAACCUUUAUGGUUUAGGCUAAUAGUUCAGGAACAUGUAUCAUUUGUUAAUUCUACUAUUAAUCAUUGUAAAUACUUUAGGAGAUGAAUCCGAUGGUAAAACUGUUGGGGUAGAGAUAUCGGGAUAUCAUAAUUAUACAGCCUUAGUUCAAGAGUUGGAUACAUUGGUUUCAUCAUAUCCGCAUAUUUCCAGACGAUAUAAUGUGGGUACAAGUGUCCGAGGGCGGGACCUGGCUGUGCUUCAAAUAGCUGGGGGCGUGGCUAGAGAACGCCCAAAGCUUCGGCCAAUGGUGAAACUCAUCGCUAAUAUGCAUGGUAACGAGGCAGUGGGAAGAGAAGUUCUUCUUGCGUUCUCCAGGUAUCUUGUUGAGAACUACGAAAGAAACUCUAGGAUCUCGUCUCUAAUUGACAACAUAGAUCUUCAUAUCCUUCCGUCCUUAAACCCAGACGGGUUCGAGAACAGCAACUUAAGUAUCCCGGAUGUAUGUGACGCUCACCAUCUUGGCUCCGGUAGACACAAUGCUAACGGAGUUGAUCUGAACCGAGCAUUCCCAACCUGGAACCAUGAGAACCUAUCCAGGAACCAGCUCAAGGAGAACAGGGAGCCUGAGGUUAUCUCCAUGAUAAACUGGAUCCUGGAGAAUCCGUUCCUGCUGUCAGCCAACCUCCAUGAUGGAGCUGUAGUGGCAAACUAUCCCUGGGAUGACAGCAAGGGAGAGGAGGGAGAGGAAUCCAAAACAGGCGAUGAUGCAACAUUCCGGGCUCUGGCGCAGUUAUAUGCAAACUCACAUGCAACAAUGCACCAGGGAGCUGGAUUAUGUCAUGAUGAUAAUUUUCCUGGUGGGAUAACUAACGGAGCUAAGUGGUAUAUAGUGGAGGGUGGGAUGCAGGACUUCAACUAUAUAUUUUCCAACUGUAUGGAGUUAACCCUGGAGCUCUCCUGCUGUAAAUACCCCUCACCUCAAGAUUUACAGAACCUUUGGGAGGAAAAUAGAGAAGCUCUGUUGAAGUAUGUAGAAGUGGGGUUGGGAGGUGUGCGUGGCAUGGUUCGUGAUCAAUCAGGUCAAGGGGUCGCAGCUGCGCUGGUCACCGUAGAAGGGAUCGACAAGAGUAUGACAAGCAGUUCAAGGGGGGAAUACUGGAGAAUACUAGCACCAGGAUUAUAUAGAAUAAUGGCAGAGAAAGAUGGAAGAAUUAGUGGUUGGUCUGAUUUUGAGAUUAAAUCUUUGACGAGCCGGGAUCCGGUUGUACUAGAUCUGGUUCUAGUCGGAGCUGAACCCUCACCGCGGAGCUGGGCGCCUGAGUUCCUCCCGUCCUCUCUUUGCGUAGUUUUUGCAAUUGUUCUUGCGAAUCUGUGAAGCAGCUUCAAAUGUCGUCUUGCGUAGAAACCUAGAUUAGAAAAUUUUAUUUAGUCACAAAUUUUUGCGAGAUCUCUAUUAAUUCUAUGUAAUGUAUCUAAUAUCUACACCUCACUAAUAAACUCACAUUUAGUAACAGA